This is a messenger RNA of Parastagonospora nodorum SN15, 628 nucleotides long. RefSeq lists its product as hypothetical. The coding region runs from base 231 to 581 and encodes 116 amino acids. The transcript has 2 exons. The record is from RefSeq and is a predicted model, not a curated record. Lineage: Eukaryota; Fungi; Ascomycota; Dothideomycetes; Pleosporales; Phaeosphaeriaceae.
AGUAGGAUGCACUCGUCUUCUUCUUUUCUUUCAUAGCACUAAACAAAUGCCAGCUUGGCCCUGAACGAGACGGCCCGCAAGGCCACCAAGUCAAAGAACACCAACGGCAGCCCGAUCAAACUCCCCUCCAAGAUACUGGCCGCCAUCCCCGAUCCUCGCGAUGAAGACCACAUCUACGUGGCCGAAGCCGCUGGCAAUGUCAAGCGGAUAAACGUUGAAGUUGACAUCUAAUGUCACCACAACCUUUUCAGGCCCUACAGCACCCCUUACCUCUAUCUGCGUUGCUCCCUCCUCCGGCACAGUUUUUGCUGGCUGCUGGGACAAGUCCGUCUGGUCGUGGACCGGCUCAACUCGAAAGCCGGGUCGGCGAUUUCAGGGACACGCCGACUUUGUCAAAGCCGUCUUGGUCUGCACGUUGGCUGGUAAAGAAGUGCUCAUCUCGGCUUCGGCAGAUGCAAGCAUCAUCGUCUGGGACGUCACUUCAGGCGAGAAGCUUCAUACACUUAAGGGGCACACGCGGGGCAUUCUGGCACUCGCCAUUGACAACAAUUAUACCGACAAGGACGAGUCUUUGGUGCUAGUGAGCGCUGGCACCGAUCGAGAAAUCAGGCGUUGGACUAUUAGCGUC